GGCAGCAGCCGAUCCACGCCUCGCGCACGACCAAGCAGAACCGUCGGCUUCUGCAGGCACGGACUGCAGCCUCACCUCCACCAUGUCGGGCCCGUUUCGCUUCCACCAGCCGGCCGCCCAGUCGCCGCUGGAGCGAGUCGCCUCCCCCCUCGCCGCGGAUGGCCAGCCCGUGUCCUACAAGACCAACGUGAACCGCUCCAAGACGAAGAAGUGGGUCGAGGCGAAGAAGAACGCAUACGACGGCGACGACUGGGGCGACUACGACGAGUACGACGAGUACGGCGUGGACACGACGCCGGACCCCGACCCCGAGCCCGCACCCGCGUCGAACCCCCGGCCCUACGGCCAGCGACCGCAGUACGACACGCCGUCGCGCAGCUUCACGGAUCCCGCCCAGCAGCUGCCGCUGCCGAGAGCGCGCAGGAACUCGUUCGACGCCGGCGAAGAGCAGCGCGCCUUCUCUGCGUCUGCGCCCCGCCCCCAGCAGCCGCCGCCGGCGCCGGCGCCGCCGGCGCCGCCCAGCUCGCCGCCACCAGCCACCCAGUUCCCGCCACCAGCCACACAGUUCCCGCCACGCAGGAGCAGCAUCGGACAAGGCGGCGCCGCGCCCGCCGACUUGGUCCCCGCGGCCUCGUCGCCGCGAGAGCGCGCGGGCAGCCAAGACAAGCCGCUGCCCUUUAUCCGACCCGCCGACAUUUACAGGCGCGUCGAGGAGGAGCGUCGGCGGGAGUCGAUGGAGUCGCAGCCACGACCCACUCUCGACUCGCUCUCCUCUCCGUCCAGAGACGAACCGCCGUCGCCGGUUGCGGACAGGAGGACCCUGCAGCCUCUCGAGACGGUUGCCGAAAGGCAGAGCGAGUGCCUGGGCGACCUGCACGCUGGACCACAUGCAACAGAAGCGCAGCGGCCGCAACAGGACCGAGUCCCGUCUGCGCUCAAAGGCAUCUCGACCUUUGACAACGAAUUCUGGUCGAGUGGGCCGGACCUGCAGGCGCCUGCCAGCCAGGCGCCUGCUGUGUCACCCACCCAGGAUCAGGGCUUCCGCUCGGUAGUCGACCAGGCCUUCACCCGCAGCGAUGACUCGCGCUCCGUGCCGCCCACGCCUACAUCCAAGGACUCGGACUCUGAUGUGGACCUGAACAGAAGCCAUACUGACAGUGCCUCUGGGAUCAGUCCCAUCAUGAGCCGAGUGCCCAGCUCUGCCACGGCAGCGCUGAAGAGUCGCCGUCUUGGCGACGGUAGCACACCCGUCAUCGCAGAAGAGCCACCCGAGGCAGGGUGCUCAGUCUCCAGGCCAACCUCUGGCAACCUUGCUCACGCACCACAUCCCUUCCAGGCCCACACACGCAACGCAUCCAGCACCUCACUUGCCCGCAGUGGUCUGGCAACACCUACUGGACGUGACAGCCCUGCGCGCUCGCCAGCCUUUGGCCCACAGACGACAUUUCCCGCGCCAGAAGUCGCACAGAUUGCGACAGACAGCCCCGACUCACCAGACGGCAUGCAGGGUGGCCUAAGCGGUCCUCAUUCUGCCUACGCCACACGCGAAGCAGACAUGGCCACUGCCACGCCGGGCAGUCCAGUGCGAGGUGCGCCAGAGCGAGGUGCGCCAGAGCGAGGUGCCGCCGAAAGGCAAUCGCAAGAUGCUUUCCUCGAAUCGCACGAUGCUUUCCUCGAAUCGCAAGAUGCUUUCCUCGAAUCGCACAACGCGCAGUCGCCAAUCUCCGACGCAUUGCCGCGAGACCGCUCCGAGUCGCCCAGCAAAGGCCGCGUGCAGGCGCUGGCCGGCAAGUUUGGCGAGGUCUCACAGUCCAGGCGAGGUUCGACGCAGUCCAACACCUCGAGAAACAGCGUGCAGUCCUGGGAGCGAAGCCGCGAUCACUCACGUGCCCCGUCGCCUGCCAAAGGCGACCCUAGCAAGCCUGGCAGCCCCAAGAAAGAGUUCAGGCCGCACCUGCCUGGUGGGUGGGAGUCGUACGCCAUCACCACUCCAGCGCCUGUAGAUUGGUCCGAGGCAGAGAAAGGGCUCAGCGCAGAGAAGGCAUCCGGUCUGGCGUCAGGUCCGGCGUCCGGUCUGGCGUCAGGUCCGGUGUCAGGUCCGGCGUCAGGUCUGGCAUCAGGUCAGGCAUCAGGUCCGGCAUCAGGUCUGGUGUCAGGUCCGGCAUCAGGUCAGGUAUCAGGUCUGGCAUCAGGUCAGGCAUCAGGACCGUCAUCAGGACCGUCAUCCAUGUCUCAGGCCGACCGCCUCGAGGAAGAUCGAGGUCGCGCCGCAAACAAAAACGACAACUCGUCAGCCCUGGGAGAGAUUGAUCUCACACCGACAACGAAAAGACACCAGGCUAUGGAGGUCGAACAGCCUGCUGAGGAUCCAAUUCUGGCCCUCAAAAACGCUGGCGCUGCCAUGACCGAGUCAUUCCGGUCUGCGGUCGGGUUAGGAAGCUCGAGUGAGAGUGCUCAAGAGCAGGACCGCCCGUCUCAUGGCGAUGUAUUCAUGUCACGGCCCUUGCACAUGGAGCGGACGGAAUCUGCGUUGUCGAGCAUACCGCCAACACCGCCAGCCAAAGACACACCUACAUCAGAGUUCCCACCCACUCCCCCUCUCAAGGCAACGGCACCGGAAUCCCUCGCAAGGCCUGAGCGACCCGCGAUCGUCCCACAGCUCAGCACCGAUCCUUCAGCCGAUGACCAGGAGAGCGACCGUCUGCGAAAGGAGAUUGUCGCAAGUCUGAGCCCGUUGCGGAUGGCCACGGUCCCGUCAUCCGACCCAGAUCACAGCCCUCUUCGCCCAGACAGCAAGGGUGCUGAUCGCGCAAGUUCAAUCUUGGACAGCUAUUAUGCUGAACUGGAAAGAGAUUUGCCCCGGGCCUCGACCGAUCUGGAACGCGACAUUCCCGAGCUUGCUCCUUUGAAGUCAGCAUCUUCGGCAUACUCCCUCACACAACAGAAGCCUGCAGCUCUCGAUCAUCGAUUCAGCUGGGAAUCCAACACACCCCAACUCAUGGCGCUUGAGGACGAGCAGAAGUCUGCCGCGGUUUCAGAGCCUACAGAGGUUGCCCAAACGCAACUGCUUCCUUCUCCAACAAUCGAGCGAGCAGUGGAAGAGGAGCACCAGCAAUGGAACGGAGGCAUCCCUGACGAGCCAUAUUUCGGACCAGGCCACACCUUUACUGUCACGAAGCCAGAGCCCAUGACCGACGCGGAGCUUGCCGCUCAAGCCCCGUCCUCACCGCUGGACACUGGCGCGUCUCUUACCAGUCCUCCCACACGUGAACAAACGAGGUCUCCGGGUCUCCAUAUUGUCAAUUCCGCCGUAGAUCCUGAGGCUGUUGAUUUGCCUCCGCGCUGGAGCGCAGAGCAUGCUCCUCAGCCGCCGGAGGUUGAAAAGAAAGUCGACAAGGAGCUCCCCGCGUCUCCACCGCAACAGCCGCUUGAACAAGAGACCAACCCUGCAGUCUCUGCUCACACAGCACUGACUGGUACGAUCCAAGCACCAGAAUCCUCUGCAAUCCACGAGCCCGAACCCAAGUCGCCCACCUCGCCUAGAUCGCCAUCGUCAGAUAAGCCACUGGGAGCCCGAGAGAUUGCGACCAUUGGCUCAACCGCCCAGCGCAUUGCUACCUAUAACAAAACCCGUGAACAGUGGGCCACAACUGAUCACGGACUUGGCGACUGGAUCACUGCUACUUUCCACGCAGACCCAAGCCUUGCCACGCAAGCCGCGCAGCCUCCUCAGCUCAGGCCACAGUCAGGAACUUUCCGUCACAAGCACACUGCAUCCCUCGCCAUGCUUGGCAAGUUCACUGGGUCGAGCAACAGCCAGCCACCAGGUGCAUCCUCGGAGCAGUACAACUCGGCAGGUGCACAAGUCCCUGCCUCCAUGGGCUCUCCAACUGCAGGAGCUUCGAAGAGCUUCCUAGGCCGGACGGGAAGCCACUCGAUCCAGACUCAACAAAUGCAAGCCAAAGGCAAAGACCUGCUGCACACCGCUGGUGUUUUGAGCGGUAAGGGCAUGACCAGUGCCAAAGGCUUGUUUGCAAAGGGCAAGAGCCGCUUCAACCGUGAUAAGGUAGAGAAAUAAUCUCCUUCUUGUCAACCUCCCCCCCCCUUUGGAGCAACGACACAAUCCCACGACCGUGACGUUGCUCUUGUAGCCCAACAGAAGGAUGGCGCCUUGUACUUGGAAGACGUUGGAUGGAGAGUCCUUGAUUUUGAUUUGCGAUCUUAAGAGGCGUUCUCGAUAUCAUGAUUUUUGUUUGAAGCGCACAACAUGUCCGGUCCUGUCCUGUUUGUACGGUGUCCCACUUCCCUCUUGCGUAGUCGUAGUCAUCGAAAUGUUAACCCUACCUUCUCUUACCACCCACC
Didymella exigua CBS 183.55 is the source of this 4362-nucleotide messenger RNA. RefSeq lists its product as uncharacterized. The transcript is spliced from 2 exons. Lineage: Eukaryota; Fungi; Ascomycota; Dothideomycetes; Pleosporales; Didymellaceae. Bases 83 to 4078 code for a protein of 1331 amino acids. The record is from RefSeq and is a predicted model, not a curated record.